CGAAAAAAAUUAAUUUCUGUGAUUAGUGAUUCAGAUAAGUGAACAGGCCGGUUAAAAAAAAGAAAACCAAUAAAGACUCCCGGGAAUCACAAAAUCAGAAUCAAAUUCUCAUCAAAAUCAUCCCAAAACCCAUCAAAGCAAUCAUUUAAUUCGAUCAAAAACUAAAACAAACCCCGAAAUGGACCACAACGACUCAACACAAACAAUGAGCGAUCAUGAGAAGGAGGUUAACGAUUGGAUUCGUUUUGGUUUAAGACUAGGAGUCAGUGCAGCCCUUCAUCCACUCGAAUAUUCCAAAGUCCUAAUACAACUAGGCUAUGAACCCAUUGCUCCUCGACCAGGAACCUCAAUUCUCGGCAAACCCAUCAUGUUCCUGCCGAAUAUAUUUCAAUAUGCGGGUUACAUAAGACAAAUGGAUGGCUUCUUUGGUAUGUACCGCGGUUUGACACCAAAACUGGUCGGUUCCAUCGUGGGGAUGCUGUGCAGUGAGCGGAUCGCUGACAAACUAGGUCUCCCGGCUGAGAAGAACGAUGAAUCCAUAUCGGAUCUUACUGUGGACACAAAAUGGCAAGAAGGAAUCGUCUCCGAUGAGGAACUGUACAUUCAAUUCAAGACAGCUCUGAAGCGAGAUGUGGUCCUUAGUGUCAGUGGGCUGAUAGUGUCCCAUCCAUUCCAUGUGAUUUCGGUGCGAAUGAUGGCCCAGUUCAUCGGAAAGGAGUCUCUGUACAAAUCGAUUUUCGGUUCGAUCAAAGAGAUCUUCCGCAACGAUGGUAUCUUUGGCUUUUUCUCAGGAAUCGUGCCGAAAUUGCUGUGUGAUGUAGCGUGUCUGGUGUUGACCAGUUCCACCGUCUAUAUGGUGAGCAAGUAUCUGGUUAAAGAUAAAAUGUCGAGGACAUAUUGCGCUGGUGGAACUCAGUUCAUCUUCGCGAGCAUCUUGUAUCCUCUGCAAGUCGUGUCCACCUGCAUGGUUGUCACAGGAUCAAGACUUAUGGCUGGACGUCCCCCAGUUAUGCCGGAGUACGACGGCUGGAGGGAUUGCUGGAAUGAUUUACAGACUCGUGGUGAGCUAAAACGUGGAAGCUCAGUGUUUUGGAGAUACGUCAAUCAACCUGUUUCAAAACGUCCGGGCAACAACAUGGCUCCACUGCCUAUCCUAUCAAAAUAUUACUGAUUGAUAAAUAACAACGUGUUGCAUUUAUGAAAUUGUUGAUUGAAUAGUUGCAUUUGCAAAAUGAGCGCCAACUAUUUGAUAAUUUAUUAUUAUUUUAUUUUUUGGUUUUCCUUACAACAAAAAAAACUUUACUCCCAGAAAAGCAUUUGGUCAGUUCUCGCUGUUCCAUCCCAGACGAACAAAAGGGAGCAACAUUCGAUUGACUUUGUUCUUUUAUUUUCUUUAUCACUGAGCAAAGGCAUUUAGCCGUUUACUCGCUCGCGUUUGUCUCGUUAAAUAAAAUGUAAAGAAAAUUGA
Messenger RNA from Eupeodes corollae, 1468 nucleotides. RefSeq names its product mitochondrial carrier homolog 2 (gene Mtch). NCBI's taxonomy places the organism in Eukaryota, Metazoa, Arthropoda, Insecta, Diptera, Syrphidae. The record is from RefSeq and is a predicted model, not a curated record. Bases 179 to 1171 code for a protein of 330 amino acids. The transcript is spliced from 7 exons.